AUGGACCGUGGAAAAAGUCCGGUUUCAACUCUCACGAUAGGAACUAUGGGAUAUCUUGGUUCUGAGUACCUUCAAUACGGUAAAGCAACUGAGAAAGCCGAUGUUUUGAGCUAUGGCGUAGUUAUUCUUGAACUAGCCAGUGGGAGAAGGCCGAUUGAGAGGGAAUCAGAAAGCCAUAAAUUGGUGAACUUAGUGGAUUGGGUAUGGAAGCUGCAUUCCGGAGGAAAGAUAAUCGAAGCAGCGGAUAAAAACAUAAACUGUAUUUUCGGUGAAAAAGAGAUGAAAACGCUUCUGCUUAUAGGCCUCUGUUGA
Fraxinus pennsylvanica is the source of this 312-nucleotide messenger RNA. NCBI's taxonomy places the organism in Eukaryota, Viridiplantae, Streptophyta, Magnoliopsida, Lamiales, Oleaceae. The record is from the annotation of a GenBank genome assembly.